AUGAUGCUACACCGUAGCGCAUCAUCGCGGCGCAGACGUGCGUCGCGCAGCGUGACUAGCCCACACCAUCAUCAUCCACAGCAGCAGCAGCAACAACAAGCCCAUUCAACAUCGCCUCAAGGUAGGCGCGCCUCUAUAGCCUCGGCCGAACCAUCUUCCGAGGCCCUAAUUGUCAGCGCCACUGGCAUGGAUCGGCAACGCGCGCCUCGCGGUAGCUGCGUGCCCAACAUUGCGCUGGACAACGAUGUACAGGCACUUGAAGAGAACUUCAACAGGCGUCUGCUACCAGAUCCCGAGCAGUGCGGGGCCUCACGUCUGUGUCUCGCGGGCAGCAGCGAGACGAGCCGUAGCCGCAGCUCCUUGGCACCAGAGGAGUACCUCGCCAGCGGGCGUUCGCCACGUAGCAGCCUGGUGCCGGAUCUGUCAAGCCGCUCGAGUCGCAACAGCCUGAUACCAGAUGGCAGCAUGCAGCGCUCGCCCCGGAAUAGUCUCGUGCCGGAGUCGAUGUCGCGGAGUCCAAGGCACUCCCUCGUGCCCGACCAGACGCUUAGUCCACGCAAUAGCCUCGUACCCCUCGACGUUGUCGGAUAUAACCGCAGUCCUCGGGGUAGUCUCGUGCCUACCGGACCUGUCUCGGUUGAUUCGGCGGCUGCUGCGGUUGGCGGUCCCGGAGGGUCGAGGCUCGCUGGUGGGGGACUGGUGUUACCGGAGAACGGGAGCUUGGGCAGGAGUCCGAGACACUCGCUCGUGCCCGAAACCGCGGCGCAACUCAGAAGCUCGAGGACUAGUGUGGCCAACGUAGCGGAAUUCGAUCGCAGUCCCAGGGGCUCGAUCUGUCCAGAUGCUAGCGCCAGAUCACCCAGGGGCAGCAUCACGCCUGUCGAUCUGCAUGGGGAUAUGAAGGAGCGAAGUCCACGAGGCUCGAUAGCUUCGGAAUGCCCGCUCAACCAGAGUCCACGUGGCUCGAUUAUCCCAGAUCAGAUAAACCGAUCCCCACGAGGCUCGAUCGCACCCGAUAUCAACCGGUCGCCUCGAGGCUCGAUUUGCCCGGAGGCCAGUAAUCGUUCUCCACGGGGCUCAAUCACACCUGGGCAUCACGAGCAGUUCAUGGCUAACCGAUCACCACGUGGCAGCAUAGGUAUGGGCGAGUACGGCCAUCGAGGCUCACUUGGUGGUGAGGAUGACCUGGCAAGCCGAAGUCCACGCGGCAGCAUCGGGCCCAACGGCCUCGAUCGCAGCCCGAGAGGCAGCCUUGGUGGCGGGGAGAGGAGAUUGCCCAAAUUUAACGUCCAGGAGCACAGGAGGGCCUCUGUUGAUCAGAGUACAGCGAUGAACCGCAGCAGUUCGCCUUAUCGGCAGCAGCAGCAGCAACCACAACAAAAGAGGACGGAGAACACGGGUAGCCUCCGGUCGACGCAUCAAAUGGGCGCUAUCGGUUACGGGGCAGCCAAUUUCGGGAUCGACUCGAGGCGAGCCAGUAGCUCACCAUCGCAGAUUUCAGUUAACGAGUCGCGCCGAUUGUGCGGCACGAGGAGCGCCAGCGUCGCCGAAAAGGGAGCAACCGGUUCUUCGGCUCCGAUGGGGGUGGCGGCCUACGGUUCGCUCGUUUUUCAACUCAAAGAUGCCCACCUGGAGGCCAGCGGUACUUGCGACUUUGUUUACCGCGCUCUGCGCGUCGUCAGCAAAACCACCGUCGUCACUGUCUUCCUCGCUUUUAUGACCACCAUACCCCUUGUCAUGCUCAUACUUGGUGUGCAGUCGGUCCGUGAUUGUCCUCGCGAGCCCAACAUACCUCUGUACAUGGUGGUGGGUGGCAGCCUGGGCAGCGUGCGGAUGUUUUGGCUGGUGAUCUCGAGGAUACGCUCUCGCCGGCCGGUCGUCGUUAGUAUGCCCAACAACGACGAGCGCGUGUCCUGCAAGAUGAUCGCAUCCAUUCUGCUGUCACUGUUUCUCAUCGGUUGGUUCGCUCUUGGUAAUUACUGGAUUCUUCGUAUACGAUGGCCGGAUUACGAGCCAAAGCACUACGAUCCCAACCAAUGGUGCGACAAGACCUUGUACAUUUUUGCAUUGGUACAUCUAGGCAUCGUAUAUUUUGCCGUCUCCGUAAGCAUCGUCGUCGGCAUCGGUCUACUGUUUUGCAGAAUUCUAGCGUGUCCAUGGCCAGAAAGGUACAAAUAACCAAGACAGUCGAUGCGCGUGAGAGACGACUCUGAUGCUUCCUCGGG
Messenger RNA from Copidosoma floridanum, 2225 nucleotides. RefSeq lists its product as uncharacterized. NCBI's taxonomy places the organism in Eukaryota, Metazoa, Arthropoda, Insecta, Hymenoptera, Encyrtidae. The record is from RefSeq and is a predicted model, not a curated record.